Penicillium coprophilum is the source of this 825-nucleotide messenger RNA. Its product is annotated as peroxiredoxin-like family protein. Bases 1 to 825 code for a protein of 274 amino acids. NCBI's taxonomy places the organism in Eukaryota, Fungi, Ascomycota, Eurotiomycetes, Eurotiales, Aspergillaceae. The transcript has a single exon. The record is from RefSeq and is a predicted model, not a curated record.
AUGGCCAAUCUCAAUUUUCCAGACGAAGGACCGGACUUUUUGACUGAUGAUUCUCUUCAUGAAGCUUAUGAACUGGAGAUUGAAUCAGAUAAUGGCAAGAAAGUCCGAUUCGGGGAACUAGUGGCAGGGAAAGGGGACUCGAUCACAACGAUUGUCAUCUUUAGUGAGUCUUCUGCCACAGAAGACCGAAUGGAAUCAAGCUUAUUGAUCAGAUGGCUGACCGACCCAAUGCUAGUACGCCACUUCUUCUGCGUCUACGACCAAGACUACACCCGCUCCGUGUCCAAGCAAAUGACCCAAAAAUUACUGGAUACAGUACCCGCCAGUGCGAGACCAGCUCAAGUCAUUCUUCUCGGCUGUGGAGAUCACAGCCUUAUAGUGCCUUUUAUGGAAGAGACAACGGACGAAUUUCCAAUCUACACAGAUCCAACAGGGAGGAUAUACGAGAAACUACAGAUGAAGAGGACAACGAGUGGGUUCACAGAGCCACCACCAUAUUCGGACUUCACAUUGCCCACUGGUCUGGCGGAAGGAUUGAAGCAGGUAUGGAAGCGUGGAUGGGCAGGUCUCCGCGGAGGCAAUUGGAAACAGCAAGGUGGUGAGUGGAUAUUUCAGCGAGGAAAACUACGAUUUGCACAUCGGAUGGAAGGGGCGAGUGAUCAUCUUACUGCGGAUCGGUUGCUGGAGAUCUUGAAUGUCGCGCACGGGAAAAGUGAUGACUUACCCUCAACCAGGGAGGAGGGAGAGGAGGCUGAUGGAGAGGCGCAGGAAACAGCUUCUGAGAGUCGAGCACAAGGCACGGAAUACAUAUAUAUCAGGCCUUAA